This is a messenger RNA of Aphanomyces astaci, 441 nucleotides long. RefSeq lists its product as hypothetical. NCBI's taxonomy places the organism in Eukaryota, Oomycota, Saprolegniomycetes, Saprolegniales, Verrucalvaceae. The record is from RefSeq and is a predicted model, not a curated record. The coding region runs from base 1 to 441 and encodes 146 amino acids. The transcript is spliced from 4 exons.
AUGGGCCAAGAUCAACCAGGAGCACCUCGGCAAGAGGACGACCUCGCCGCGGGUUCCUACAUGCUGCUCACCAUUCACCCUGACCACUUGAAAUACGUCCAAGCGGCCACCAUGACACCCGACAACCGACACGUGGGAAGCCGUUUGAGCAAUCUACGAAAGCGCAUCAGGGAAACGUUCACCGAUCAGUUCAAAGAGUUCACGAGAAAACUCACACCAGCUGGGGACUCAACGCCCGAGAGCGCACACAUAAACCGGUUCCUGAGCCUCCUCCCACCACACAUUGCUAACAGCGAGAUCUCCGAACUCAAGUUAGACGACGAGAGACAGAAGGUGCACGAUCCAAACAUGGCUCGCAAAGCAAUUUCAACCAACGUCGCCUUGAUGACAACCCGCGACUACCACUACUGCGGCAAGACUGGUCACUUUGAAGCUGAAUAG